Messenger RNA from Drosophila miranda, 1483 nucleotides. RefSeq names its product UNC93-like protein. Gene Ontology annotation, molecular function: potassium channel regulator activity. The transcript is spliced from 3 exons. Gene Ontology annotation, cellular component: striated muscle dense body; plasma membrane. Gene Ontology annotation, biological process: regulation of muscle contraction; regulation of potassium ion transport. The coding region runs from base 213 to 1142 and encodes 309 amino acids. The record is from RefSeq and is a predicted model, not a curated record. Lineage: Eukaryota; Metazoa; Arthropoda; Insecta; Diptera; Drosophilidae.
AGGGCAAUCCAGUUGAUACUCUGUCUAGGACUCUUCUCAGUCUCCUUCGUCGGUGUACGGUUACGGUUACCAACAGUCGAAGUGAGUCAGCACUGCAGGCGCCCGAGGAUGAGCCGGGAAACGAUACCAACACUGACUACACCUGCUGCGGUCACAAUUACUGCAGCUUUCAUGCCAAGGAUAUCCCACAGCCCUUGGCGAAGGACGUCUUCAUGCUGAUCAUGAUCUAUGUACCGUGUCUUGUGAUCGCAGUCGUCCUGGUAGUUUUCUUCUUGGAUCCGCUCACUCGCUAUGGCGAGGGCCGCAAGGGUUCUCAUUCCAAGAAUAGCACUGUCCUGAGAAAUAUGUUAGCCACAUUUCGCCAGAUGAAGCGGACCAAUCAGCAGAUGCUCAUCCCUCUGACCGUUUUCAUCGGGCUGGAGCAGGCCUGGAUAGCGGCGGAGUACACGCAGGGAUUUGUGGCCUGUGCCCUCGGCGUCAACAUGAUCGGCUAUGUGAUGAUCACUUGGGGGGUUAUGGACUCCUUAGCAUGCGCCUUUUUUGGCAUAGCGAUGAAGUACAUCGGCCGUUCAAUGAUUAUAUUUAUAGGUGCAUCCUUGAACGUCAUCAUAAUGGGAUUCAAGCUCCAUUAUCGGCCAGUGCCGGACCAUCCCGUUGUCUUCUAUGCUCUAGCCGGAGUCUGGGGCAUCAGUGACGCCGCUUGGGUCACCCAGAUCCAGGCCUUCUACGGACUCCUCUUUCGACGGCACAAGGAGGCCGCCUUCUCCAACUAUCGCCUGUUCGAGUCGGUCGGAUUUGUGCUCGGUUUCAUCUACUCCAGCCUGCUGUGCAUCCAGUCGAAACUCUACAUCAUGCUGCUUAUACUCACACUGGGUCUGAUCGGAUUUCUGGCCGUUGAGGUGCUCUAUCAGAAUAAGGUGAGUGUUUUCCCAGCUGUGGUGGGUUUCGGCUGUGGGGGCCGCUCAAUUGUGACAAGAGAGACUCCAAGCGAAGCGCAGCGCAGUGAAGUUCAUUCUCCACGAUAUAAUCGGAUUGCAACGCCGCUGGACGGAUUAGUGUGCUGCCGAGAUGGGGACUCUGUACGUCUUCGCUUUCGUUUGUUUUCUGGUCUGGCUGGAUGGAGGCCUAGCGCAACGACGUGAUGUUGAAGGCCCACCCAUAAGCGUCUUUAGUGGAUCAAAAAGAUCUGACAAGCAGCCUGGAUCUAUAACUGUAACUGGAAGAAAUGGAAGGCCAGGUGCAUCUGUUCCAUCCCGUUGUCCUUGCUGUGGUGUCCUUGGAGGGAGCAAAUAUGGCGGACAAGGAGGUCAUGGAGGCGGUGAAAAUGGUGGACAUGGCGGAAAGGGCGGAGGAGGAGGAGGAGGAGGUGGAGGUGGGGGUGGCAAUGGAUACCCAGGACUGCCCGGAAGUCCAGGAGCCCCUCGGGGCAUUGAUCAGCAAUAAAGCUACGGCGAUCCAAGCGAAUCGUACAUAAAUACGUGUA